This is a messenger RNA of Didymella exigua CBS 183.55, 954 nucleotides long. RefSeq lists its product as uncharacterized. The record is from RefSeq and is a predicted model, not a curated record. NCBI's taxonomy places the organism in Eukaryota, Fungi, Ascomycota, Dothideomycetes, Pleosporales, Didymellaceae. The transcript is spliced from 2 exons. The coding region runs from base 1 to 954 and encodes 317 amino acids.
AUGUUCGACGUUGCGACCAACUGCUCGGACAUUCCGGAUCAUGUGCAGACUGAUGCGGGAGUCGCGGGUGCAGGCACCUUGCUCUCGUUCAUAAUCACCAACUUCAUCUCCUUGUUCCUCAGCGCUAUCAUCAUUCUCUUAGGUCUGCGCAAGUCAACGUCAGCGCCAGUAUGCCGCAAGCUACUACAGUCAUUCUCGGAUCAGCAGAUCGUCACCGGUAUUGGCAUCCAGUCGAUCGGUCUCGCAAAGAUGCGGUACAUGGUACCCUACCACUUCUUCAUCAUCUGGCUCCUAUCGCUUCUCUCCACUGCAACGAACCUCGCAACGCUCCUCGCCCUUGUGAACGACUUCAAGCGUGACUGGGUGCUGCGAUGGCUUAGACAGUUCUUCAUGCUCGUCAACUUGUUCCUCGGCAUUCUGUCCGGAAUCUUCAUCCUCCAAUCUGUUAUGAAGAACUUGGAGCCUCGACUUCCGAUCGCCUGCGUCUGGGAAGUGGGGAGUCGUGGCCACUCGUCCAAUGCUGCGCUUAGUAUCGCCGGAACCAUCGCCAUCAUUGCUGCCCAGGUUAUCGUCUUUAUCUUGUCGACCUGGUACUUGCACAACCGCGCCAACCCUGCAUGGCUCAAGUCCGUUCAAGUCGUAGGUCUGGUCGCGCUCCUGGUCAUGGGUGUCGGUGCCACGGUCCGUGUAAUCAUGGAGUCGCAGGCGUUUGGCAGCCCGCCGAAAGCGCUGAAUCUUCAGGGUCCAAGCGAGAAAUCUUGGAGCUAUGGACAGCUCCUUCCCCUCUUGCUACUGGUGAUGCCAAUCAUCAGUACUAUUGAGGUCGUCAGAGGUGAGACCAGAAUGCCACCGAGCAGGGUUGACGAUGAUACUGCACCGCUGUUUGCGAACAACGAUAUGGAGUUCCAGCCGAAUCCAUUGAUUGGCAGCUCUAACAGUCUAUUCCGAAAGUAA